Messenger RNA from Vanessa tameamea, 5225 nucleotides. RefSeq lists its product as uncharacterized. Bases 228 to 3728 code for a protein of 1166 amino acids. The transcript has 22 exons. NCBI's taxonomy places the organism in Eukaryota, Metazoa, Arthropoda, Insecta, Lepidoptera, Nymphalidae. The record is from RefSeq and is a predicted model, not a curated record.
GCGACAUAACGGGCCGGUGUGUUGACGCGUGCGCACGUUUAACGAGCGCUAGUGUUGUGAUCACGUUGUAGUGUUGUGAAUCGUGUUGCAUAUCCAGGAUACAUUCAGGUGCAAUAUAGCUGGUGGCCAGUGAUUGGAAUUUCUUGUAUCAAAUAUUUUUUCACAUACAACAGCUACGAGGCAUCUGAAUAAUUUAUCUAAGAUGAAGCCGUAGAAGGAAGCAUAGUAUGGGCCAGGCAGGCAGCCAGCCGGGCGCGGAGCAGCGCGCCCGGCGAGCCCACACGCUGCCUCAUGAGCCACUGCGACACGCACCGAAGGUAUUACCGGUACUUACGGAGUCACCACGAUUGCGGAGCACGGACAAUGGAGCUAUUUUGCAUUCGGGUGGGACCAUCAGCGGACGUAGACCUGGUUCGCUGCUGCAAGAGAACUCCAGAUUACCACACGGCCAUGUGCAUUCGAACGUGUACAGAUCAAGGUCUGCGGGAGUUUCCGGUGAGAGUGAUAUCAGAUCGAGAGAAAGAGAUCCUCUACACCGAUCUCAUACGAAUCUCGACCUUAGGCAUAAUGAAGCGAAUAAUUUGAAUAAACGAUUCGGAUCUGAGCCAGACCUUAGGAUAGAAGAAGAGCAACAGAAACCUAGGUGUAAUAAUAAUAAAAAUUUUCGUAAAAAAUAUCGAGCACCCCCACCACCGAGCAACGAUUAUCGAGAAGGUUCUUCGCCAGAUUCCAGCGCAGGGAACGCGAAAAUCGAACCGCAAAGAAACCUUAGGUUAUUCAGAACUAGAAACGAGACCAAAAAACUUAAUGGCCACGUUGAUUCAAAGAUCCCAGUAUAUAAAAAUACUUAUACUGACUUCAAAUCUUUAGACUUUAACGACCACUUUGAAAGAAGGUAUAAAUCACCUUUUAAAGAUAAAGAGCCGUGUUUCAGUUAUGUGGAUAAUAAAGACAUGGUCCAAAGCACGACUUCACUGAAAAAAGAGGAACGAUUACUUCAACCGAAACAAGACUAUAGAAAAACAAGGACAGACAGAAUAAGUGGAUGUAGAGCAAAAACUUCGAAGACUAGCGAACAAAGUGAAGCGUGGAAAACGCCUCUUUUGAACAGAAACUUCAGACAUUCUGAAAGAUUCAAAAAGGAUAAUAAUGAACAACCUUUGUUAAGAAGAGAGAAGACUUUCGACGAAACUCUUACAAUUAGUGAAAGAAAAAAUGAGUCACCUAGAGCUUUACACGAAAAAAAAAUUAAAGCUAUAGGCGAAGAAUUAAGUAACAAAUUAAGCCCGUUGGGCCAAAGAAACCAGCCUUUGAGGAAAUCUCUUCCUUCAUUACUAAGUAAAGGUAACGAAGAAAAAGAUGAGUUUCAAGAAGAACUAAAGAAGGCGACCAGUAGGAUAAGAAAAGAGUUAGGAAGUAAAUUAACUGUAAGCGAAAAUAAACCUAGUCAAAACGAUAAAACGAGUACGCAGAAACCAAACCCAACGAAAUCGGUAACACAGAGCAAAGUCACAGAAUCUAGUCUUAAAUCAUCAACUAAUAAACAAGAUUCUAAACCCGCCAUUAAUAAUAUCAAUAGAAGGCCAUUAAGAAUAAAUGAAGCUAAACCUAAAGCGACCCCGCAAAACAAAAUCAACAAGAUAAACGAAGUCAGUAAAUAUAAAUUUGAAAGUAAAGAAGAUAUGAGUUCGAUGCCAGAUAGGGGGCAAGCGUCAGGGAAGGAAUCGACUCCUGAACAUUCACCUACAAGAAAGAGAGAGAACACAAAUACUGUCGUUCAAGAAAAACAAAGGCCAACACCAUCCAAGCAAUUUUAUUUUGGCAUGAUUGAGAGUAAAAAAAUGGAACCUCAAGACCACUUAAAAGACUUCCCUGGUCUUGGAAGUCCUAUUAUUGAAGAAUUAAGUAAUUUCCAUCUAAUAGAGAAGAAACUUUUAGGAUACCACGAAGAAGAUGAGAUGGAGAAAUUCAACGAAAAACUCAAAGAAGAUUGUAAAAGAAAUUUAUCAUCAGAAUCAGCUCUAUCAUCCGACGGGUCAGAAGGGGAAGGAUCAGACGGUUCUCUGGGCAUUGCAUUAAGGUUACGACCGACCUUGCCUAAGAAACUACCCAACACAUCACGUUUCUCUCCAGCGGCUGCUUGGAGACAGCUCGCCAGCCUGGAUGCACAUCUUGCCGAAAGCCAACCAUUAGCCGUAGAAACAAAGAUGUCAGCCGACGUAUCAGCAGAGUCAUCUCCUAGAUCGGAGCAAUCAGCCGAUAAAUCUGGUGACUCGGGAAUAUCUGGAGACCACGGUCACAGCGAUCAUAGGAUAGACUCGCCCAGACAUGCAGUUGAUCAAGCAGCAACCUGGACGCCUCAGCAGGACCUGGGCGACAGCAGCUCGGACGGCGCGGGACAGGAGCUGUCCGCCGUCACGUACAGCCCCGCACAGACCUUCAGCCUCAGCCUGCCGCGGGACCAGGACAAAUUUAAAGGAGUUUCGUGCUUCUACGAAUGCUUCCAGGGCAAACCGCUGCAGCAAGGCUUCAACAGUCUCCAGAAACUUCGGAAAUCUGUGUCUGGUGCACUAGGAGCCGCGUUGGGGGCUAGAAGAUUCGAUCUGGAACACGAGCCUAUGUUAGAAGAACCAGAACAAAAUUGGUUCCUAACAAAAUCCGCUCCAAAUUCUUUAAGCAACCCAUUGCUAUACCACCAACCGCUAAGAACUAAAAUUUCUGAGGAUAACGGAAAAGAAGAACCUGCUUUGUCUUCUGAAAAGGGUCAAGAAGAAGGAAACAGAUGGCGAAACAGUUCCUACAUGAACUGGGGGGGACAUGUUAUGUAUCUGCCACCGGCGCCUGGGCUCGACCAGCCACUGUCGUUGCCGAACACGGAGAGGCCUAUUAGGAGCAAGUCGAGUGGCUGCCUCGAGGCGUCGGCGCGGGCGGCGCGCGCGGCGCUGGCGGGGGAGAUGCGCGAGCGAGAGCGCUCCGCCUCGCCCGACGUCGCGCGAGCCUUGCCCGCCCGAGUGGAGCCGGCGGUCGCGCGUAACGCAAACGCUGGCCGAGGCAAGCGGUUCACAUUCCAGUCGACUGUCAGACAACUAGAGAGGCGACGUCUGGCUGAGAAGUUGUCUCGCGAGGCAGACCUUAAAGAGCAACAGAGACGAACAGAGCUGGAGGCCAUGAGGAGAGUGGAAGAAGAGUUCCAGCGAAAGAGGGCGAGAGAAAAGGCGAAUAUUCGUCAGCAGCUGCGAUUGGUCAGUAGUGGAGCUACCAGCCUACCAGUUGCCGCCCAUCAAAAUAAGACGAGAGAUGAGCCAGAUGGAUCGUGUCGCGAAUCACCGGCUCCCGAGCGAGCGCGCGACGGCAAACAGAGGCACAGCAACGCGUCCUCUGAGGGCAGCGGGAGGAGUAAAAGUUCAACACCGAUUCGUUGCGUGGAGCUGUCGGAGUGGCGCACAGAGAACGGCGCGCGCGUGUACCGCGACUGGGCCGUGCAGGCCGCGCUCGCGCACGCACACCCGCCCGCCUGCGCGCGCAUGCCCUCCGCGCACCACUACACCGGCGGCGAGGGCGAGGCGUUCAGCGGCAGCCCGCGCUCCGACAACUACCGGCUGGAGUUCGCCCGCGGGCGCUCCCCGCGCACCCCGCGCGCCCCGCGCCUGCUGGCCGCGCGCUCGCCCGCCUCCUCCUCGUCCGGCUCCGACCUGUCGCUGCGCCAGCCCAUCAAGAUCAGGUGGUGAUACCAGUAUCAUGUAUUAACUAGACUAGCGCCAUGAAAACGAGAACCCACUAAAGAAGAAGAUGCAGAGGAACCCGCCAUUGUACCCACUCUCCGGCCGUCGGGCCCCUCACGCUCCUCUGUCGCCAUUCGCUAACCUAGCCUAGCAGCCUAGCAGAGCCGAUGUAUCUCUCAUAUGAACAAAAAAUAUCAAAUUGUUUAAAAAUAGGACAAAAACGACAUUUGACUUUGGACCUCUCAAACAAUAAUAAUACUUAGUGGUUUUUAAAUUAUGUCACCAUUUAGUUUAUCUCUCGAAUAUAAUGUAAAUGUAUCGUAAAUAUUAGACUUCUAGGUUAUGAUCGUCAAUGCAAUAACCGUCUUCCGUUUAUAAGCGAAAUAUUGAAGCUUUAAUCUAGACUUAACUGUAUCCUUACUAACUUCUAGAAAUAAGGAAGGUGCUAAGUAAAUUUAAAUUAUUCGCUAAGUACUGUAUAUUUUCUGUCAUUUUAUUCAAUAUAUAGAAGUAUAGAGAAUAUUCAAAAAUAUCGUUGCACAAUAAAGAAGACACAAGUCAUCGUGAACACAAAUAACAUGGGCGCAGUAUAAAGUGGGUUAACAGCACCGAGCUACGCCUAAUGAUCGGUCACAUCGAUUUCCACUUUUGUAUGUGAACACACCUUUAAAUUGAUAGGAACGAAACUUGUCAAACAUACAUCAAUAAUGAAAUAUAAUGAAUUAGGCCUCGAACUAUAUUAAAUUGAAUAUUGGUACUAUUCGAAGUGCUAAAACCAUUUUAUACUGUGUGUAAUGUUAAAACUAUUAAAAAAAAUGAUGGCUGGUUGUCUAUUUUAGAGUGAUGAACAUUAAUUUUAAAAAAUUGGCCAAAUCACAUUACAUGUUGGUUCCAGAUAUGGAUGCAUUAUUUCUAAAAAAUAAUUCUUUGGUGCAAUAUUUUUACAAUAAAAGCAAUAUUAAACUGGCCCAUACCAUUCAGUGCUGCCUGUUAAAAGUAAUAUUAAAAAUAAAAUAUAUUAUCGUGUAAUGCUCAAUUUAAAUUUAAUUAUUUCUGUAAUGAUUUUUAUAUACAUAAAUAAUACAAAAUUAAUAUAUUAUAUACAUAUGAUUUUAACAAGUGACGAGCAUAAGCAUUAGAUAGACUUUAGUUAGAAAAAAUGAGAACAAUAAUAAAAAUAUAUUGGGAUUUCUAAAUAGUAAUAAUACUAAUGUUAAAUUUGACGUGUGAUUUAUGCCAGUUACACGAAUCGAUUAAGUAUAAUUAAUUUUAUUUGUGUUAAAGCACAGAUAAAAUAAAACAACCUCAUCUAAUGUGAGUGCUCGUAUUAACAGAUAAUAUAAUAUUGAAUAGGUAUUAUUUUAAUAUAUUAAUCAUUAGGUACUAAAAUUAAUGGAACGCUAUAUUCAUUAAUAUUAAGUUUUGUAAAUAAACACGAAUGGUGCAUGUAAAUUUGUGAAGAUGUUGAUUAUUAAAUUGUAAUAAACAUUGGUAUUUUAAAAA